Molecule: messenger RNA, 1434 nt
Organism: Nestor notabilis (Kea)
Lineage: Eukaryota; Metazoa; Chordata; Aves; Psittaciformes; Psittacidae
Gene: COL21A1
Product: collagen, type XXI, alpha 1
Exons: 9
Source: RefSeq, a predicted model, not a curated record
AUGGCACAGAUAGUGACAUGUUUUCAGAUGCUAUUCAUUCUGUUACUUCAUGAUUACAUCUCAGCUGAAGAUGGGGAAACAAGGGCUAGUUGCAGAACUGCUCCGGCAGAUUUAGUUUUUAUCUUAGAUGGUUCUUACAGUGUUGGCCCAGAAAACUUUGAAAUAAUCAAAAGCUGGCUUGUCAAUAUUACGAGAAAUUUUGACAUAGGGCCAAAGUUUAUUCAAGUUGGAGUUGUCCAGUACAGCGAUUACCCUGUACUUGAAAUUCCCCUUGGAACUCAUGAAUCCAAUGAGAAUCUCAUCAGGGAAAUGGAGUCAAUACACUACUUGGGAGGAAAUACAAGAACAGGAAGAGCUAUUCAGUUUGCCUUUGACCAUCUAUUUGCAAAAUCUUCAAGAUUUUUAACAAAAAUAGCAGUUGUUCUCACUGAUGGAAAGUCUCAAGAUGAAGUCAAAGAUGUAGCAGCAGAAGCAAGGAAAAAUAAAAUCACUUUGUUCGCUAUUGGUGUUGGCUCAGAAAUUGAGGAGGAUGAACUUAAAGCUAUUGCCAACAAACCUUCAUCAACUUACGUAUUUUAUGUUGAAGAUUAUAUUGCAAUAUCAAGAAUUAAAGAAGUUAUAAAGCAGAAACUCUGUGAAGAAUCUGUUUGUCCAACAAGAAUUCCAGUGGCAGCUCGAGAUGAAAAAGGAUUUGACAUUCUUGUAGGAUUAGGUGUGAAGAAAAAGGUUAAAAAGAGAAUUCAAAUACCAACCACUAAUGCAAAAGCUUUUGAAGUAACCUCACGUGUUGAUCUGUCAGAAUUGACAAGGAAUGUGUUUCCAGAAGGUCUGCCUCCAUCCUAUGUAUUUGUUUCCACUCAAAGAUUUAAAGUAAAAAAGACAUGGGAUUUGUGGAGAAUUCUGAGUCUGGAUAAGAGACCACAGAUAGCAGUCACUGUUAAUGGAGAAGAGAAAACAUUAUCAUUCACUACAACAAGUUUAAUAAAUGGCACACAAGUUAUUACUUUUGCUGCACCCCGUGUAAAGACAUUGUUUGAUGAAGGCUGGCAUCAAAUUCGUCUCUUAGUAACAGAAGACAUUGUAACUUUGUAUAUAGAUGACCAAGAAAUUGAAACAAAGCCAUUGCAUCCUGUUUUAGGUAUUUACAUCAGUGGCCUAACCCAAAUAGGAAAGUAUUCUGGAAAGGAGGAAACUGUACAGUUUGAUAUACAAAAACUGCGAAUCUACUGUGACCCAGAGCAAAAUAAUCGAGAAACAAUCUGUGAGAUCUCGGGAUUUAAUGGAGAGUGCAUGAAUGGUCCUAGUGAUGUAGGCUCAACACCUGCCCCCUGCAUAUGCCCUCCAGGAAAACAAGGACCGCCAGGCCCCAAAGGUGACCCUGGGCAGCCUGGGAAUCAUGGUUAUCCUGGUCAGCCUGGUCCAGAUGGUAAGCCU